Messenger RNA from Odobenus rosmarus divergens (Pacific walrus), 1687 nucleotides. It is a transcript of the gene GRPR, whose product is annotated as gastrin-releasing peptide receptor. Gene Ontology annotation, biological process: G protein-coupled receptor signaling pathway. The transcript is spliced from 3 exons. Gene Ontology annotation, cellular component: membrane. The record is from RefSeq and is a predicted model, not a curated record. Gene Ontology annotation, molecular function: G protein-coupled peptide receptor activity. Bases 386 to 1540 code for a protein of 384 amino acids. NCBI's taxonomy places the organism in Eukaryota, Metazoa, Chordata, Mammalia, Carnivora, Odobenidae.
CAGGUUCUACACAUCAGGAAAGAUAGGAAAUGCCGUAUGAAAAUAGGCGGCCAAAAGUUGCUAGUAAACUGCAGCCAGGGAGACUCAGACUAGAGUGGAGGUAGAAAGAGUUGCUACAGAGUGGGUUUAGUUCUGGCUGACUUUUUGUUGCUCACUUACUGAAUUUAGACAUGUGUUACAUGGGUCAUGUGAGGACCAGAGCAGCACCAGCAUCAAAAUAGUGCCAGGCCGUUCUGAAUGCCAUGGUGUAUAUGUACUCAGAGUAGUUUUGUCAAAGAAGAUAAAGAGCCCAGCAUAGAUUUUAUCCUCAUCUUCACCCAACUACAAAAUCAAAGUUAAGCAACAACAUCUAAGAGCCCUUUUCAGGGGGACAAGAACCUAGAGGAUGGCUCUGAAUGAUUGUUUGCUUUUGAACUUGGAAGUGGACCACUUCUUGCACUGCAACAUCUCCAAUCACAGUGCAGAUCUCCCCACGAAGGACGACUGGUUCCACCCAGGGAUCUUCUAUGUCAUCCCUGCCAUCUAUGGGGUCAUCAUUCUGAUAGGCCUCGUCGGCAACAUCACCCUGAUCAAGAUCUUCUGUACAGUGAAGGCCAUGCGAAAUGUGCCCAACCUGUUCAUCUCCAGUCUGGCCUUGGGAGACCUGCUCCUCCUGGUAACGUGCGCGCCCGUGGAUGCCAGCAGGUACCUGGCCGACAGAUGGCUGUUUGGCAGGAUUGGCUGCAAACUGAUCCCCUUUAUACAGCUCACCUCAGUCGGGGUGUCUGUCUUCACACUCACGGCUCUCUCGGCGGACAGGUACAAAGCCAUCGUCCGGCCAAUGGAUAUCCAGGCCUCCCACGCUCUGAUGAAGAUCUGCCUCAAAGCUGCGUUGAUCUGGAUUAUCUCCAUGCUUUUGGCCAUCCCGGAGGCUGUGUUUUCUGAUCUACAUCCCUUCCAUGAGGAAAGCACCAACCAGACCUUCAUUAGCUGUGCCCCAUACCCACACUCUAAUGAGCUGCACCCCAAAAUUCACUCCAUGGCUUCCUUCCUGGUCUUCUACGUCAUCCCACUGUCGAUUAUCUCUGUCUACUACUACUUCAUUGCUAGAAAUCUGAUCCAGAGUGCUUACAAUCUGCCUGUGGAAGGGAAUAUACAUGUCAAGAAGCAGAUUGAAUCCCGGAAGCGCCUUGCCAAGACAGUGCUGGUGUUCGUGGGCCUCUUUGCCUUCUGCUGGCUCCCCAACCACAUCAUCUACCUGUACCGCUCCUACCACUACUCUGAGGUGGACACCUCCAUGCUCCACUUCAUCACCAGCAUCUGCGCCCGCCUCCUGGCCUUCACCAACUCCUGCGUGAACCCUUUCGCCCUCUACCUGCUGAGCAAGAGUUUCAGGAAACAAUUCAACACCCAGCUCCUCUGUUGUCGGCCUGGCCUGAUGACCCGCUCUCAUAGCACCGGCAGAAGUACCACCUGCAUGACCUCCUUCAAGAGCACCAACCCCUCUGCGGCCACCUUUAGCCUCAUCAAUGGAAACAUCUGUCAUGAAGGGUACGUCUAGGCUGAUCCUUGACCCUGUCGCCCCAGGGGUCCCCGGUUUUGCUUUAUGGCUAAAGAACCCUCACAUCUGUUGUUGUCUCUAUACCCUCCAAAGACCCUUUGGAAGGCUAUGAGUUUGUAGGCAGGUUGCAGAGAAGCCCAAAUGGAU